AUGACAUGGCGUCGGUUUUCGAGUCGUCCGCCGCCCCUACCGCCGCCGCCGGAGAAAAAAACCGCCGCGGCGCUUCCGGUCGCGACGCGAAACGGCGAGACGUUGUGCAAAGUCUGCGGUCUCCCGUACGUCCGAUUCCUCAUCGCGUUCCCGAUGGAGGCGAUCCGAAGUAAACUCACGGAAUGGCGCGACGACCGGAACAUGUAUCCCGAAACCGCCGCGGUCCUGCCCUUCGGUAGAGCCGUCGGCACCGCGAUUGCGUACGCCUACCUGGACGUGAAGAACAUCGUCUCGCACGACGAAAUCGGUCGACGGAAGUACGACGCCGCGCAGCUCCCGUGGGUCCUCCCCGACGGCGUCACGUUCCCGAACCUCGUGGAGGAGUUCAAACUGAUGAUGACGAACAACCUGACGAAGGUUGGGUGGAUGCGACGCGCGAUGCUGUGGAACAUCGUGUCGUUACGAGGCAAAGACGGCGGGUGGUCCCCCACCGACGCGCUCGCGGCGGUGUUGAAAGCCGCGGGUCCGCCGACCGCGUGCGCGUCCAUGCCCGCGACAGGCAGCGACGCGCCGACGCUGAAGACCCAUCACGACGCCGCGGUGUUGACACGCAGUGUCCCCGUCGAGCUCGCGAAAGCCGCGCGCGAUGUUGGUUGGAGUAGGGUUGAGAGGACGUGGUGCACGCUGCUCGUGUUGGCGGCAUGCGAAAUAUACGAGUUCGGAUGGGUCGUGAACCCGUGGGACGAAUCGUUCGAGCCGUACGACAUCGCGCAGCACGGGUGGACGUUCGUUCAGAAGAACCUCGCGGGGACGUCCCCGGAGAUGGCGGACGCGGUGUUGCGGGGGAGAAACGCGGCGAGAACCGCGGUCACAGCGUGGCGCGAGUCGCAUUCGGACGCGAUCGAAGGGUUACGCGAGCGGCGGACGGCGGAGGCGGCGGGGAAGAAAAAAGACGAAAAAACGCGGUCGAUCGUCGUCGUCGCCCUCGCGGCGAUUUGGUUCUGGCUCACGCGUCCGAUGCUCUUCGCGCGCGCGGCGUGGGCACUCGCGAAGUUCGCCGUCCACGCGUACUGCGAAGCGCACAUGUUUUUCAGGGCGUUUCUCGCGCCGGCGACAGCGCAAUUCACGGGCGCGCAACGCCUUGUCGUGCAGUCGUCUAUCUACAUCAUGGGACUGCUCAUCUGCGUGUGGAUGUACUCGAGCCGCGCGACGCAGUGUUGCGUCGCCGUGCGCGAAGCGCUCGGGUGCACGCCGAACGUCAUGGACGCGUGCGUGAACGUCGAGCCCGGGGAAGGGUGCGAAGUGCUGAUGCGCGCGACGAAACGGUUCCUCCCGCCGAAGUGGAAGUGUAACGCGUUCCCGGCGAGAGGAAACCUCCGGCACACGUUCGCGGUGAUCGGGAUUCAGGUGAUCAUGAUGUUCCCGGUGCGUUUCGUCCUGAGCUCGCUGUUCGCGGUGGGCGGCGGCGCCGUCUCCGUGCCGCACUACAAGGAAGCCGUGAUGAAGGCGGGGAUGAACACCGCGGAGGUUUUAGCCGCCUGGUGCGAAUCCUUUUACGAGUUCUUUGUCACAAACGCGGCCACGGGCGCGCGCGGGGGAAGCGAACGCGGGGGGACGUUCGCGGGCGCGGUGAAGCGCACGCUCAUGCUGUGCGGGUUGUACCAGAGCGCCAUCGCGACGGCGACCUCCUUGCGCGGAAAUGCGCCCAGAGAAAGAAAGUACCGCACCGUCGAGGAGAUAACGGGCGAGAUCGAGGCGCUCGCGCGAAGCGCCGACGUCGCGACGACGGACCGGGACGCACCUCUCGUGUGGCGGAACAGCGCUGCGUUUUCCGCGGCGAGGCCGACGGAUUUUCAAUUUUUCGACGGCUCGGAAUCGUUCGUGAAACCAUGGGAUCAUCUCAAGAUCGGCGGAGACGAUAGGAUCGCGUUCGGCGAGCACAUCAGUCAUCACGCUUCGAAGCCGUCUCAAGACGACACGUCGCGGUCGGAGGGAGAUGAAGCCCGUGAUGGUUUCCAAGACGACGUCGUCCUUCGCUGGAUCGUAUACCACGAGAAAGCCGCAGUGCAACGCGCGGCGCGUACGUUCUCGCAAGAUGAUAUGAGAUCGGAGCGCAGGAAAUACCUUCGAAGAGUUAAAACGAGCUCCUCGCGCGUGUUGAAGCUCGCGUGGUGCCUCCUCGCGCUGUACUGGCUCGUGUGCUGCUACCUCAUCAUCGUCUACGGCGUUUUGAUAUAUCGAUACAUGGGCGCCGGGGAAGAGGGUGCGUACAUCACGACGUGGGGGAUGACGUUUUUGCUCGUCAACUUUGGUCUCUUAUCGCUAGUGAUCGUCGGAAGGAAAGCGUUCUACAAGACGUUCUACAAUACCUGGCGAAAAAUGUUCACGCCGCAUUUCGAGCUGAACGCGUGGUACGAAGCGUACCUCGAACGCGUCGGCGGCGUUUUACUCGAGCGCAACGCGGACGGCUCGAAGGGCAGCGGCGGCGCCGCCGCAGCCGUCGUCGCGCCGAGCGGCGCGAGUGCGAAAGUCGCGCCGGAGCCGCUGGCGCCGCCGGCGCCGCAUCUCCCGUCGCCACGUACCGAUCAAGAGAACGACGACGAUCCGGAUCCGUGUACGCCGAUCGAUUCCACGGUGAAGACGCGCUGGAGCGCGGUGAUAUCCUCCGCGAGGGCGCAUGCGAACCGCGACGUCACGGUGGACGACCUCGCGACAGUUGCGCUCCGACAUCUCGCCGCAUCUCGGCCCCGACUGUCGCAUAUCACCGAGCGCAUGUGCAGAGCUAUCGAGGCCGCGGAGGUGCAGCACGCGAUGACGCGUGCGCCGAUUCAAGGAAUCGAGGAGAACAACACCGACGUCGACACUUCGACCAUCGUGGACGACGAAAUGCUCGAGAUGGUCGCGGAGGCCCACGGGGCGCUGGAGAGGAUGAAAAAUAUCGAGAGCGACUUCGAUGACGAUCGCGCGAGUGCGCGGGAAAAGCUGUUGAAGCGGCUGUCGUCGGAGCUCCUAGUUCGGGAUCGGGCCGAUAAGGACCGGACCGAUACAGACGGGACGGGAGAAGAUGUCCGUUCCGGGUCGAGGGAGGUGCGGACGGAAGCGGAGCGGAGCUUCGGGAAGCAAGAAGACGCGCCCGAGGCGGGAAGCUCCGGGAUCGUCUUCACGUUCCAGAACAAAGAGUGAGCGCGGAGAGGGGAACGAAGCGCGGCGGCGACCUCGCGAGGAAGAGACGCGCGCGGGAUGUACUGCAUGUCGCGCGAUGGUCUACUGUACUCUCGACGACGCGCGUCGCCGUGUCAAACGAACGGGUCAUCGAUCA
This is a messenger RNA of Micromonas pusilla CCMP1545, 3319 nucleotides long. RefSeq lists its product as uncharacterized. Lineage: Eukaryota; Viridiplantae; Chlorophyta; Mamiellophyceae; Mamiellales; Mamiellaceae. The record is from RefSeq and is a predicted model, not a curated record. Bases 1 to 3183 code for a protein of 1060 amino acids. The transcript has 3 exons.